Molecule: messenger RNA, 2320 nt
Organism: Cryptomeria japonica (Japanese cedar)
Lineage: Eukaryota; Viridiplantae; Streptophyta; Pinopsida; Cupressales; Cupressaceae
Exons: 7
Coding region: 422-1966 (514 amino acids)
Biological process (GO): trichome differentiation; response to gibberellin; trichome morphogenesis
Molecular function (GO): DNA-binding transcription factor activity
Source: RefSeq, a predicted model, not a curated record
UUGCAGUUACGCGUUAUCUUCUGGAUAUAGAAAGAUUCAGCCGUGUUAGAAAUAUGACAUUUGCAAAAUAAAAAAGCAAGACGAACUGUUGCAUGCAUUUUGGUUUAAACAUGUAGAUUAUUGGCGCAUGUUUUGAAAUUUAGAGAGUGAAGAGAAAUGGAACUGGUAGAUCUCAUUUGGACAUGCACACAAUCCGGCUGCAUUGCAAGAAGGAAAAUUUAGCGUUCAACAAGCAGUUUAGCGGAGUAAUCAAUGCCGCGGAAUGCAUUCUGACCCAAAAAAAGGGAUCUUCAGAUCCCCCUCUUUCAGACUUAGACAUCUCAAGCUUUUCUGCAAAAACAAAUCCAACAGUCUUCUUACACACAGCUUCCAAACUGUGUUUUGCAGAUGAUUGGCUGGCAGUUACGAAGAAUUGUGCAUCAUGAAAACAGAGGAAACUUGUCUGGAUCUGAAUCAUUCUCCGAAACGAAGCUGUGCUCCUAGUGCUGCCGUAGUCGAAAUGCAUCAAUGGCGACCAGAUUCUUACGAAGAGCCGCCGAAUCCAAUUGAUUCCUUUCCGGACAGAGAGUUGAAGGGAGGGACUACAAAAAAAGAGAUUGAAAAUUGUACUAUUAAUGAGCGGGAGGGUGAGAAGGAGCAAAAUCGUGAGCUCAUUUUGACACAAAGGCAAGAGCACAAUAAUUGGCCUUUAAGGAGACCAAUGCCUUUAAACAAUGACCUUCACGCUCAUGCGGUGGCUGCUCCCGAGUCGGCAUGGAAUAUGUCUCCGACUCAAAUUGAUCGAUCCAACAGUAGCAGUACAGGCAGCGAUAAUUUAGACAAAAGAAAGCGCAGGGCUGAAGCAAUCGAGGAAGAUGCGAACAACAGGCCGUAUGAAUGCAGGUUUUGUGAAAUGAAAUUUACGAAAUCACAGGCGCUGGGGGGACACAUGAACCGUCAUCGCCAAGAAAGAGAACGAGAACAAAUACAACAAGCGCAGGUUCUACUUUUAAGUAACAUGCAUAACAACAUUCAGCAAGGAGGAACCCUGUCGUCUCUUUUCCAGAACAGUGGGAUUUCUAUUCCUAAGUUUCACCAGAGGUCAUCUUCACUUCCAUCCCAGUGUUCAGGAAUACAACCACACCAGCAGACCAGCAUCUACCAUCAGUCUCCCCUAAGCUGGAGCCAGGGAAGUUCCAGCGUUGCAUAUUCGAAAAUUACGGAUAAUAGUAGUUUUGCAGCAAAACAAGAGGACUGGCCUUCCUUAGCCAGAUCCACAGCCUAUGGUGCUUCCCUGAACGAUAUGCCAUUCUUAUCUCAGGGGAGGAACCAAGAUUUGCUAGGAAUGUCUUAUGAAAGAAACACCCAGUCACCAUCUAAUCUGUUUCCUUCUGAAGCCAACACGGCAGGGGUUUUACCGGUGCAGAGAGGCGGAUUUCUUCAGAGGCAGGGUUCAGGGGUCGGGGCAGGGGUACAGUCUUCCUCAGCAAUAUCAGGACUCACAGAAAGACGCUUCAACUCCACACUUCACCAAUCUGCAUCCUACCCAUUCCUAGGUACUGAACACAACCUUUCUAGUGCAGCAGUGGACGGUACAUCCCAAGCUUUCAAUUUGCAGGGGGGUUCUUCAAUUCAAGGCAUUCCAAAUUCUGCCAGUAUGCCUCCCGUUGCUGCUGAUCUUGCUGGGAAGAGCACAAUGGGGGCCUCGUCCUCGGACUUUGAGAACUUUUGGUUUUAUCCACAUCAGAAAGCAACGAUUCCAAUCAGCUCCAUACCCACUGAUGAAUUUGCUCUGUCUUUGAAUUCUGAUACCUUGGCCAGUGGGCACAUAACAAACUCUCAGGGAACUGGAGUUGGCUUCGCUGGUGAAAAUUCUGCCAGACAGAGAAUCAAUAUUGGCACAGAUUCAUCUUCCCUAUCUUUCGGGGAUUACAAUGCAGAGAUUGAAAGCAAAUAUAAUCAGGGAAUUCCUAAACAGGAUUCUUGAUUGUAUAUUUGCGGAGUGUUUGGCUGUUCAUCUGAGGAGGGACCGAUAUUGAUAGAAUAAGUGUUCAUCUGAGGAAGGACAGAGAUGAUAUAAGGUUAUUGAGUUUACUCAAGGGGUUAUUGAUUUUGAGCUGUAUAAAGCAUUUGUGAUUGCUGACACAGCUGAAUUAAUAAUUGGCCCCCUUGAAGAUUUAAUCCCCUUUCAAAAUAAUUCUGCAAAUUUGAUAUAGAUUUUUUUCCAUAUGGCCAACAGGCCAUUCUCAAAAUGAACUGUUUUCAGAACUUCUGAUCUUUGGUUGUUAAAAAAUACAAUUAUUAAAUUUUAUUUAUUUUGGUAUGCUACCAACUUGAUGGU